AUGAAGGUCAUCCGUCCAGCAACCGUGAAGGAGACGGACUCUUCUAGUUUGGCACCGAGUCGAACUCCGAGCUCAGAGCCCCGCAGCGACCCUCCUCCGCAAGGAUCUGUUUCUGCGCAUCCUGAGAUGAAGAUCGUUCGUCCGGCAACCAUGAAGGAGACGGACUCUCCUAUUUUGGCUUCGAGUCGAACCUCAGAGCCCCGCAGCGACCCCCUUCCGCAAGAAUCUGUUUCUGCGCAUCCUGAGAUGAAGAUCGUUCAUCCGGCAACCAUAGAAGAGACGGACUCUUCUAUUUUGACUUCUACACCAGGCUCCACGCAUUUACAUUUAAGCAGACGCUCUUCAAUGUCCUCAGUUUUCACAACAACCGCGACGCCCCCCGAAAUUUCAGGCAUCCACUUUUCUCUUACAAGAAUGGAAGGAGGUAUAAGAUCGCUAUCUGAUUUUCUCGAAGAGCUUGAGAGGACGACUCUUCUUGUUGGAAUUCCUGGAGAUGGGCGGGUUGAGGCAGACCUGGACAGAAUCCGGAAGGAGUCGAUAAGUCUGAAUAAAUACCACGAGGACGGUAUGAAGGAGGUACAGUUGGUUUACAACGACAUGAUGAACAACGGCCUGGUCAGCGAAAUUCAGAGGCAAGUGGAUGCACAGGUUGAGGCAGAGGUGAACCGCGUCGUCGAAGAGCAAUUCACCCAAUACUUGAAGAAGGAAUACAUUCCCGAUGCGCUGACCAAGGAGUUGACCGACACCAGAGCGAAGCUGAAUGCAUCUCGGCUCGAACUACACAAUUCCGAGAGCAUGAGGGCGAAUGCUCUACUUCGGAAGGAUCGCGAUCCGAGUCGUCAACUUGUCAAUAAGUUGUAUCGAUCCGAUGGCACCGUCAGUCGCCUUUUCCCAAAGACAUUACAAGAUGUCUUCGACCUAGAUGGGGAAAUUUGCAAAACAUUACUGCAAGAAUACGAAGUAGUCAUCCCGCACAAAGCGAGUAAGGACGGCCUCUUGAACAGGUUCCUUCAACUAUGUGGGAUACAGUACCAAAUGGUUCGUGAUGUCAUUCAGGUAGUAGAGGAAACGAAGGCUCGACAAGUUCAGACCCCGGAUGCAUCCCAAAUGGGGUCUGCGUCCCAAACAAGUAAGAAAGUGCCGAACGUGAAGAAGCCAUAG
This is a messenger RNA of Marasmius oreades (fairy-ring Marasmius), 1161 nucleotides long. RefSeq lists its product as uncharacterized. The record is from RefSeq and is a predicted model, not a curated record. The coding region runs from base 1 to 1161 and encodes 386 amino acids. Lineage: Eukaryota; Fungi; Basidiomycota; Agaricomycetes; Agaricales; Marasmiaceae. The transcript has 8 exons.